This is a messenger RNA of Thyridium curvatum, 531 nucleotides long. RefSeq lists its product as uncharacterized. Gene Ontology annotation, biological process: transmembrane transport; carbohydrate transport. Gene Ontology annotation, cellular component: membrane. Lineage: Eukaryota; Fungi; Ascomycota; Sordariomycetes; Thyridiales; Thyridiaceae. Gene Ontology annotation, molecular function: carbohydrate:proton symporter activity. Bases 1 to 531 code for a protein of 176 amino acids. The record is from RefSeq and is a predicted model, not a curated record. The transcript has 3 exons.
AUGAUCUCGGACAAGUUCGGUCGACGAUGGCUCACACUGGGUUUGUUUGGAGCCGGCACAUUGGCAGUCAUGGCCAUUGGUAUCCUGGGCUCGUUCGACUACCAAGAGCCAAAGCUCGCCAGCGCCUUGGUAUUCUUUGCUUCCGUCUCCAACUUCCGAGUCAUCGGAGGUGCCGGUAUCGCCUACUCCUACGUCGGCGAGAUCCCUGCCCAGCGCCUCCGGGCCAGGACCGCUGCCGUCGCGCUCAUGGGCUCUUUCUGUCUGGGCCUGACUUUCAACUACACCGUGCCUCUAAUGCUGAAGGUCUGGAGUGUGCGAACAGGCUACUUCUUUGGCGUGACGGGGGCUAUCUCGUGCGUCAUCGGGUACUUUGUCCUGCCCGAGAUGGCCCAGAGAACGUCGGCCGAGAUUGACGAGAUGUUUGAGUGCAAAGUAGCCCCCCGCAAAUUCCGAAAGCACAUCACCCAGGUCCAGCUGAAUCUGGAGGCAAGCCAGCACGCCCACAAGGUCCUAGGAGACGAGAAGGCGUGA